Messenger RNA from Phaeodactylum tricornutum CCAP 1055/1, 3277 nucleotides. RefSeq lists its product with no specific name. The record is from RefSeq and is a predicted model, not a curated record. Gene Ontology annotation, molecular function: methyltransferase activity. NCBI's taxonomy places the organism in Eukaryota, Bacillariophyta, Bacillariophyceae, Surirellales, Neidiaceae. The transcript is spliced from 5 exons. The coding region runs from base 1 to 2844 and encodes 947 amino acids.
AUGGCGUCGCCGUCCAACGAGGAUCGCAGCGACCAGGACGCGUUCGUCGGUGAAUGGAUCGACAAGUACUUUGUCGAAUUGGACGAAGUCUACCGCGGACGCAUCGUCUCCCAGUCCGCACACAGCACCAAUACCCACACCAACAGCAACACCGACACACAUACCAGUGCACUCUGGAAGGUUUACUAUCCGGCGGAUCCCACCAAGUCGUACCCCGAUUCGGACGUGGAAGAGUUGGAUUGGGACGAAGUACAAACCGGUAUUGCCCUCUAUCGACAGCGGAACGGCAAGGAGAAGGAGAACGGCAAGACCAAGACGUUCGCAACCCGAACGAGUCCCCGUACGCCGUCGUCCAAUCAAGCAACCUCACCCCGCACGUUCGUCUCCUCGGCUACGUCAACCUCCAUCUCAACAACUUCCGCGUCGUCAACCUCCUCAACAACAACGACAUCCUCAACAACAAGCUUACCCAAGGUACGGAGGACUUCCCGCCGACGCAGCGUUACGCAAUCCUCGUACCGCGACGAAGCCUCCGUUGAAAGUGCCGACGACGAAACGUACCGGACCGCGCGACGCAGCCCACGAACUCGGACGUCCCCACCGCGCGCAUUGGACGCCCAGUUGGCCGUCGAACCUCCAUCCAAGCGCUCCCGGACGGCAGUGUCCCGGAGUACGACACGACGCUCGUCCCCGACGUCGUCCCGUUCCACCGCCUUGCCCUGUGCGUUUGCGGUCCUCAUGGGAGCCCGACCCGCUCCACGCAAGGCUCGAACCGCGAAGGACUCGGUCGCCAAUGCCCCCUCACACCACCCCUCCUCCGCCCCGGAACACGGCCCGUUACUAGUCCCGCCAACACGGACGCAGACGCAGACACCAACUACGUCCCACGCUGUCGAAGGCAAUCCCAUGGCCGACGGAUCGCGGUUCGUCAAGAAACCCUACACGGCAGGGGACGACUUGCCCGUACUGGCCCAACCGCACGCCAUGUUCGACGAUCUCGUCGCCAAUCUCACGGACCACGGCCGCAACAUACACGUUCUCUGGCCCUUGGUGGAAACCUUCCGCUCCCGCACCUUGCGCGUCGCGACCAUGUGUUCCGGAACGGAAGCACCCGUACUGGCCCUCGAUCUGUUGCAAACCUCGCUCCGACACGCCUUGCGGCGGCACGCCGCCGAUGAAUUGCGGACGCGCGGCAUUGACGUGGCCAACGUCCUGCGCAUCGAACACGUCUUUUCCUGCGAAAUUGAACCAUUCAAACAGGCCUACAUUGAACGCAACUUUCGUCCGCCUCUCCUCUUUCGGGAUAUCCGGGAACUGGGACAGCCACAGGCCUACACUGCCUACGGCGCCUUGCGAGACGUCCCCAACCGACCCGGUUGUGUCGAUGUGCUCGUGGCCGGAACGUCCUGUGUCGAUUAUUCCAAUCUGAACAACCAAAAGAAACACAUUGACCAAAAGGGCGAAAGUGGACAAACAUUCCACGGAAUGAUGGACUGGGUUGACCUGGCGCAACCUCCCAUUGUCAUUAUCGAAAACGUCAGUGGAGCUCCCUGGGAAAUCAAGGUGAAAAUGUUUGAAGAACGCGGGUACGCCGCCACCUUUUUGCGUAUCGAUACCAAAGAAUACUACAUUCCCCAAACACGCAAACGCGGUUACUUGUUCGCGAUUAAAGCUCAGACCAAGAACAAAGUAGUUGACCGUCCCGCGCGAUGGACGGCCGCGGUCAAAUCGUUGAAACGACCAGCGUCGGCGGCGUUGGACGACUUCAUGUUGCCCAACGAUGAUCCGCGAGUUUUACGCGGCCGAGCUCGUCUCACGGCCGAAAGCAGCGCCGGUGAAGGAGAGGGCCGCACGCGGACCGUGGACUGGACCAAGUGCGAAACCAAUCAUCAGCAAGCGCGCUCCAUGGAGGAGUUGGGCGAUAAGCGACCUUUGACCAACUGGUCCGAUUCCGGCAAUACGGCCAUGCCGAGUUUCGGUUGGAACGAGUGGACUAACGCCCAAGUACACCGAAUCCACGACUUGAUGGACAUCAAUGCACUACGCUUGGCAAAACUCAUGAUCGACUGCUCGCACAAAACCAUGGUGUGGAAUUUGUCGCAAAAUGUUCACCGGGAUACGAUGGGUGUGCUCGGUCUAUCUCAGUGUCUCACACCAACUGGAGUGUUUUACGUGGCAAAUCGCGGAGGGCCACUCGUUGGUGAGGAGCUUUUGAUGCUACAGGGUAUCCCCGCCGAAGAUCUACUGCUGACGAAAGAGUCGGAAGCGAAUCUAAAGGAUUUUGCCGGCAACGGAAUGAGUACAACGGUUGUCGGUACAGUAAUGCUCUGUGCCCUGCUGCACGGUCACGACAUUCUAAGAGGUGGCAACGAGCGCGAGGCCUCGUCGGCUGUUGUACCAAGUCUGGUGCCCCGAUCCAUCACAGCUCCCUCGGAUGCGUCUAUAUCGCUAGAAUUUGCACACUACGCUAAGGAAAAACUCGAGCUUGGACCGAGGUCUUCGCUCGGGCGCGAGGACUGGUCGAAACUACUGAGCGCAGCGUCGUCGUCCUCGAAAAAGUGCAUCACCGAAGGAAAGUACGAAUCUCUGCCGCCGGGAGAGCUAGUGACGUGCCAGGAAUGUGGCUUUACUUCGAAAGUUGUGGCAGGAAUGGAAAGUUGCGGUCAAGGCUACUCUCUACGAGUCGGAUGCUACCGGGGCCAUAUUCCUCUUCAAGGAGAUUACCCGCACCCACAUUUGGACGGCGCAUUUUGGUUCCAGGAAUGGAGGACGGCUGGAGAUGCGCAUAUCAAAGUCCAAAAUCACUUGGUUACUUUUUGCGAAGCCACCUUCGGAAAAGGGUGAGCUACGGGACAUUUUGUCUCGCCCGGUGGCAAGACUGUGCGUUCGUGCACCAAACGAUUCAACGGUUCCUGUCACGCUUCUAACAGGAUCGUGGGAGCUUUGUCUUCCGGAAACGAUAGCUUGUACUAUUCUCGUUGAAGGUAGUGGUGAUACAAUUCCAAGUUGGCGCAACAGACUGGGACUCAAAGGUGGCUUUGAAACAGAACGUCAGUUCUCGCGGUUGAAAGUCACUUUAGAGAGUUCGGUCCUUCCUGAUUUAAAGGCAGUCAUUGACGGCGUGUACGCUGCGCUACCUCAAUGUGGAGGCGCCUGCGGCUCUUUGCGGAAGAAAGAAAAGAGGCGAGAUACUGAGCCAGAUCUAUUCUUCUUUUUGGAAUCGGGUCGGAAGUCACUACCGGGCGACGACACUUACAUCUUUUCCCCAACAUGUCAU